This is a messenger RNA of Pieris macdunnoughi, 1917 nucleotides long. The record is from the annotation of a GenBank genome assembly. Lineage: Eukaryota; Metazoa; Arthropoda; Insecta; Lepidoptera; Pieridae.
AUGACUUCUCAGAAUAGGAUUGUAUUUACCAAAUUAUUGUUGUGUUGUUUUGUGACCGCGGCGUGGGCAAGAUCAUGGGCGAACCACCAUGACACAACAACAUCAACAACUCACACUACUCCAACUACUAGUCAAUUACCUAAAAACUUCCACAACGAUCCGCUCAUCGUUGAAACGAAAAGCGGUCUUGUCAAGGGCUACGCCAAAACUGUGAUGGGUAGUGAAGUGCAUAUAUUCACAGGUAUUCCCUUUGCUAAACCACCACUAGGACCCCUGAGGUUUCGUAAACCUGUCCCCAUAGAGCCAUGGCAUGGCGUCCUCGAAGCCACAUCCAUGCCAAACAGUUGCUACCAAGAAAGAUAUGAAUAUUUCCCUGGCUUCGAAGGUGAAGAAAUGUGGAAUCCAAAUACUAAUAUCUCGGAAGAUUGUCUGUAUUUAAACAUCUGGGUACCGCAGCAUUUGCGAGUACGACAUCAUCAGGACAAGCCUUUAGCUGAAAGGCCUAAUGUACCGAUUCUUGUUUGGAUAUACGGGGGAGGGUACAUGAGUGGUACAGCUACACUUGACCUCUAUAAGGCGGACAUAAUGGCUGCAUCUAGUGAUGUAAUAGUAGCGUCUAUGCAAUAUAGAGUUGGCGCUUUCGGAUUUUUAUAUUUGAACAAAUUCUUUUCCCCCGGUAGCGAAGAAGCCCCAGGGAACAUGGGCUUGUGGGAUCAACAACUGGCUAUUCGUUGGAUCAAAGAUAACGCACAAGCCUUCGGCGGCGAUCCUGAGUUGAUAACGUUGUUCGGGGAAUCCGCUGGCGGCGGCAGCGUAAGUUUACACAUGCUCUCUCCUGAAAUGAAAGGAUUGUUCAAAAGAGGAAUAUUGCAAUCAGGGACUCUGAAUGCACCGUGGAGUUGGAUGACCGGUCAGCGAGCUCAGGAAAUUGGAAAAGUUUUGAUCGAUGAUUGCAACUGUAAUAGCAGCCUUUUGGCGGCGGAUCCGAGUCUAGUGAUGGAUUGCAUGCGCGGAGUGGAUGCUAAAACUAUAUCUGUGCAACAAUGGAAUUCAUACACUGGUAUAUUAGGCUUUCCGUCCGCACCUACUGUUGAUGGCAUAUUCCUCCCGAAAGAUCCUGAAACAAUGAUGAAAGAGGGCUAUUUUCAUAACACCGAAGUGCUGCUGGGAAGCAAUCAAGACGAAGGAACGUACUUUUUGCUGUACGACUUUCUUGAUUACUUCGAGAAAGAUGGGCCCAGUUUUCUUCAACGCGAAAAGUUCUUAGAAAUCAUAGACACAAUUUUCAAAGAGUUCUCAAAGAUAAAACGAGAAGCCAUCGUGUUUCAAUACACCGAUUGGGAGGAGAUAACGGAUGGCUAUUUGAACCAAAAGAUGAUUGCAGAUGUUGUGGCCGAUUACUUUUUCGUCUGUCCGACAAAUUAUUUCGCUGAAGUACUUGCUGAUGCUGAAGUUGACGUCUACUAUUAUUACUUUACACAUCGUACCAGCACCAGCCUUUGGGGUGAAUGGAUGGGAGUGAUGCAUGGUGAUGAGAUGGAGUAUGUGUUUGGCCAUCCUCUGAACAUGUCCUUGCAGUACCAUACUAGGGAACGAGACCUCGCUGCUCACAUAAUGCAGUCCUUUACAAGAUUUGCGCUUACUGGCAAGCCUCACAAACCGGAUGAGAAGUGGCCACUAUACUCCCGGUCAUCGCCUCAUUACUACACAUAUACGGCUGACGGCCCGAGUGGACCCGCCGCCCCACGGGGACCACGUGCGUCGGCUUGUGCAUUCUGGAAUGACUUCCUGCUAAAACUCGAUGAGUUGGAGCAUGUACCAUGUGACGGAGCGGUAACAGGGCCGUACAGUAGCGUCGCCGGCACUACUCUACCAAUAGUACUACUCACCACCCUUGCUACUACCGCGGCCCUCUAA